Molecule: messenger RNA, 2408 nt
Organism: Trichoplusia ni (cabbage looper)
Lineage: Eukaryota; Metazoa; Arthropoda; Insecta; Lepidoptera; Noctuidae
Gene: prom
Product: prominin-1-A-like
Exons: 15
Coding region: 164-2248 (694 amino acids)
Cellular component (GO): membrane
Source: RefSeq, a predicted model, not a curated record
UGGAAUAUAACUCAGCAGUUUUAGAAACCGUUUUCUAGAUAAUCGAAAACGGAAUGUAUGGAGGUCCAAUAAUGAUGGUAAAUUUUCCUGUAAAUGGAUCCUAACAACUCACUCUUUCAAGAAUUUCAUGUAGACCCUAACCUUAUAUUCCAAACCUAUCUAAAUGAAAUCGUUUCACAUUUUCAGUGUCCUUAUAUCUGGCAUGGCUGUGAGCAACGAACAGGCUCGUGAAGCUGCCUCUGAUGGUAGGAACGUGAUCAGCUGCGCAUGCGCCGACCUCGCCUCCUGGCUGUCAGCAGCAGCGCGUGAGCUACACCACAGUCUUGUACCGCCUGUGGAUCUAGUGCUGCAUGCUUAUAAACAGGAUUUGAAAAAUGUAAUACCAUUAUUAGGCGAGCCUAUUCAACAAGCAAUAUCAGCAGAGAGUGGCAUCGAUCUGGUGUUCGAUUCUCUAGUUGACAUAAUCUCAGAAAGCCUCGAUCUUUCGUCCAAAAUAUCUACAUUAAGAGACGUUAGCGUCAGAGCAGGAUCAUUGGCGUCAGCUGCGUCAGAUAGAGUUAGGGACUUGGCUCGCCAAAUUGAAAACCUAAAGAAACAUUGCACUUUAAAAGACUUGCCGCUUUGUGAUACUAUUAAUACAAACUCGUUGGAAUUGAAAAUGAAGUUUGAUUUGAUCCUACACGAGCAACAGUUAUUGGAACUGCGCACUUUAGGCGUUGAGAAUUUGACUCGAGCUAUACGCGUAGCCCGGGAGGAGUUCAAAACUUUGCCGUCAGCUAUAUUAGCGCAGACAACACAAGUUAGAGAGGAUAUCCUUAGAGACGUGGAAACACGGAGACAAGCUGUUCACAGUUCUGCUAAAAUCCUUAGUGACAUUGUGCGCCAUCUAACGUCCGGGCUACACACUAUAGCCAGUCAAUUGGAAUCGAGUCUCGAGAGAGUCCAGAGAUAUGAGUUCGCGCGGUGGACACUUAUGUUAGCAUGCAUUGUAACGUUUGGCUUUGUUAUGGUGCUUAUACUGAUGGCUUUGCUUUGUGGUUGCGGUCAUGCGAAAAACCAUGCGAAAAGAACGCUUAAGGUAUCGGCCGUCUGGUUAUGUCUAGCGUCCCUUAUACUCUGGGGAGUAGUAUCCUCAGUAUUCCUCAUAGCUGGUCACGCGGAGGUAUACGUCUGCCAUGCGUUAUGGGAUGCGCCGCAAUAUGAAACGCUAACGGCUCUAUUAGACAGACCGUCGCCGCUCCUGCCAAAAAACGAAGGUAUCUUCGACGCCAUGUUCCGAGAACUUGAGAACAUAACUAUCGAUGUAUCGGUGAAAGAUGUGCUCAGAGAUUGCGAGAGAGACCGGCCGGCCUACAUAGUGUUUCAACUGGACAAAAUAUUGGAUGUUAAUAAGGAGACCUCAUAUUUUGAAUGGGAAGAAUUACAAUCUGACUUCAGGAAACUAUCGUCAUCAAUUGACGUUGGACUGCUGAAAACAAUAUCAGUUAAUUUCAGUAAAUUGUUAAACGAAAUGCUCUAUGUUUCAGACGUCAAUAUAGCUAAAUAUAGAAUGGAUUACAAUGUGCCCGUAGUAAGCAAAGAUCUACCUUCUUUGGUCGAUCAACUGGAAAAUAUAGCUGCUCAAGUUACAGAUUUAACUACGGCAGGAAGAUUGGAGACUAUAGCUUCAAGAGCUCAAAGGCUGUACUUGACAAACAUAAAACCACUUGAACAGUUGCGGGCUGACGUGGUGUUCAAGUUGACGGAGUUGGAGCUACAGUUGUCGCCUUUUAGAAGAAAACUCAACAUUUCUUUAAGUCACAUACAUACAGCGCAGUUUUAUAUCGACAACCAAGGGGAUGUUAUUGCUCAGAAGAAAGUAUCAAUGUACAUCUCGCGGUUGGUCUCCCACGCCGCUGGUUGGAGAACUCACGUGCUUAUAUCAACUGGGAAGCAUGCUGCUAGAUGUCGUCCUCUGUAUGCUGUGUAUUCUGCCGCCAGGUCUUUGCUAUGUUCCAAAUAUGUUUCUUCUUUGCAUGGCUGGUGGGUAUGUGGAUUUUUCCUUGGCGUUUCAUGGUGCGCGGCACUUGCUCCUAUUUGUGUGAAACUUUGGCGCGCAUACGGCAGGAGAAUUAGGGCACAUGAAGCUAUGACGCUUGCUAACUUGGGCUCGGGGCAACAAGAGACUCCAACAACAGCAUUAUGUGAUGACAGCACUUGGAACACACCCGGAGCACCUGCUCCGCCACCAAGGAACGACAGCUGGUGAAGCGUGAUCUGCAAAACCGAUGAAGAGCUUUAACAGCACAAAAUAUGGAAUAAGAUGUCAUCCAUAUUGACUACAGCAUUCUGGAGUUAAUUUUCUUUGAAGUUAUUAUUAACAACAAAAUAUCUCGUUUCGACUUAUAAAUAGUUUCGUAGAGAGGAGA